AUGGCAUCUUCCAUCGAAGCCGGAGGGUCGUGUACAAAUGAUCAAAGAGGUCAAAAUCUAGGCGACGAGAUUAUUCAAGGCAAAACAAAAAAAUGGAAAACCAUUACACAUGGAUCCUCAAGUGAACAAUGCUCGCAGUCGGUUCCCUUGGUGCAUUCCGUGUCGGAAAUAAUGGCACUAUUACGUCUUCCAAAGGAAAAUACUCCCCCACGUCGUGAUCCGGUGGAACCGCCUCCGCCAAUGAUCGAGUCAUCCUUGUACUCGAUUAUGUCGGACUAUGAGGACCAGGAGUAUUUCCAUUGUAUGAUGAGUGAGUAG
This is a messenger RNA of Prunus armeniaca (apricot), 318 nucleotides long. NCBI's taxonomy places the organism in Eukaryota, Viridiplantae, Streptophyta, Magnoliopsida, Rosales, Rosaceae. The record is from the annotation of a GenBank genome assembly.